AAGCUAAAGCGACGCGUGCUCUUCAUGCUUCUUACUUGGCCUCAGAAAUGAGCCUUCUCUUUCGUACGCUUUGAGCUCUGAAGCUCUCUCGGCUUGUCUUAUUUCCCAAGCAAAGUAAAGAAGCUCGCUCUUCUGGGUCUCUAAGAAAUUUCAUGUGAACCGCCAAAAUCAACCAUAACAGAUUAAGAUACCAUGAAAGAGUUAAUUAAUUUCAACCAGGUCCUCUUAAGCAUGUAGAGAUUGAAGAGUGCCUUUAGUAUUAUAGAAUAGUCUGGUAUACUAAGCUUUCUCUAAUGGGUGGAGUUAGGCUUUCCAUAUUGAAAUCACUUUGCAAGUCUACCAGUUGCUCUUAUGCGAAAUUUGGCAGUUACCAGUAUAUAAGACCAGCAUAUGCUUUUGUAAAUCGCAGUUACCAUUCUAAGGAAACACAAUCUCUUAAAACUUUUGCGAAGACGCAUUCUAGAGCAUUGGGUUCUGAAUCACUUGCCAACAUCCAAUCUUACAGAACCAAACCCAUUUCAGCAUUUUCACCCACAUUGUCAAAUUCACAUAUUAGGAGUGCUACUCCUCUUUUUUUGGUAAAUCCAAUUUUGAAUAGCCGUUCAUACUCAUCAUCUGUUGGUAGCAAUGCUGAUAAAGCUGGGCAACCAGGACUAGGAGUUCCGGCUGCUUCUGGUGGCAGUGAAGUGGAUAUUGGUAAUAGUGGUAUUGUUGGCAGUGAUUGGGUUGCUAAGGUUAAGGAUGCAUGGCAGAGUGCUGUGGAUGCAGCAACUUAUUCUGGACAGAAGGCUAAAGAAACCUCUGUUGAGCUGUCACCUUAUGUUCAGCAGUUGCUGGAUUCCUAUCCACAUCUUAGAAAUGUGGUUGUUCCUGUUGGUUGUACUUUGGCAGGUACUAUAUUUGCUUGGCUGGUGAUGCCGAGGCUUUUCAGGAGAUUUCACAAGUACGCAAGUCAAGGGCGCACUGCGUUACUAUCAGGACACCUAUCUGAGGAGCCAGUUCCAUAUGAGAAAAGUUUUUGGUGUGCUUUGGAGGAUCCAGUGCGAUAUCUAGUUACUUUCAUGGCAUUUUCACAAAUUGGCAUGCUGGUAGCACCGACCACUAUAGCUUCUCAGUAUCUUGCACCGGCAUGGAGAGGUGCAGUUAUCCUUUCAUUUGUGUGGUUUCUGCAUCGGUGGAAGACAAAUGUGUUCACUCGUGUAUUGGCGACUCAAAGUUUGCCUGGUCUUGAUCGGGACAAGUUGCUAGCUAUAGAUAACAUUUCAUCCAUUGGUCUUUUUGUCAUUGGGAUAAUGGCUUUAGCUGAGGCAUGUGGGGUGGCUGUGCAAUCAAUUCUUACAGUUGGUGGCAUAGGAGGAGUUGCUACGGCUUUUGCUGCCAGAGACGUCCUUGGAAAUGUUCUAAGUGGUUUCUCUAUGCAGUUUUCAAAGCCCUUUUCGCUUGGGGAUACAAUAAAAGCUGGAGCUAUAGAAGGUCAAGUGGUGGAAAUGGGACUUACUACCACUUCGUUAUUGAAUGCAGAGAAGUUCCCUGUCAUAGUUCCGAAUUCACUGUUUUCGAGUCAGGUAAUUGUGAACAAGUCGCGUGCGCAAUGGCGUGCCAUCGUCACCAAAAUUCCCCUGCAAAUUAAUGAUUUGGAUAAGAUUCCCCAGAUAUCAAAUGAUAUAAAGAGCAUGCUAAGGUCACACUCGAAGGUGUUUUUGGGAAAGGAGGCCCCUUACUGUUUCCUGUCUCGUCUAGAAAGUUCAUUUGCCGAAUUGACUCUUGGAUGUAACCUCAAACAUAUGAGCAAAGGUGAGUUGUACUCUACCGAAGAAGAGAUUAUUCUGCGGUCGGCCCAGAUAAUCAAGGAGCAUGGUGCUAGGUUGGGCAGCACCUUCCAAGAUAUGACCACUCAAUAGUCUCACGAAUUAUAUGACUGCUAUCAUACAGAUAAAAGUUUUUGAUGAAUAUGAGUCACCACACACAACACUAGUUUGUCUUGACAAGAGAGCUGCAUAUAGGAUCCAUUGUGUAAAAUCCAUUGCUGUGUCUUUUUCAACACAAAUGUCAAGGUUUAAUCUUUUGUGUGCAAAUAUUCUAUGGAAUCGCCCCAUCCACUCUAUGGUGGGUGAGAUUCGACCGUUGCAACGAACCGGGUUUCAUAUUUGAAAUGUGGUUGCAGGCUCAACGCCAUUUGGUUGAGAAAAAGAUUGAGCAACUGGAAUAUAACAUAUCACAUAUCAACAAUUAUGGGGAACAUCACUCACUUUCUUGCUUUCUUUGCAUGGUCUGGUUUUGUUUUUGCCCCUUCAGGAAAAGCUUACCUAAAAAUUGAAACAGAAAUUAAGAUGAUCAGGUGAUCUUGUAACAUUAACCAAGGGUUUUGUUUGGCUGAAAACAUCAAGAGUUCAAAACCCAACAUUAUCAUUAUGGCAAAAGAUCUUCGAGUUGUGAUGCUUCCUGGUCUGCCUUCGGCCAUAUUAUGCCUUAUGAAAACUUUCCAUAACCUUGGCAAAAGCCAGAGUUCAUGCCCAUUCCACUUCCAGAAGGAGCUGAGGCCUCUGUGGCAUAUGAUCUGCUGCAACAACCCAUUAUGCAGUUCAUGGAACGCGAUCAGAAGCUGCAUCAAGAAGAUCAUUUAGGAUAUUGGGAGCACUUGAGACAUGAUGGAAAUGAUGACGUCAGCGCAUAUUGGGAACUGGCUGGAAGAUACGUGACGGCGUUGACUGUCUGGUGGGCCUAAACUCGCCUGUUCUAUCUUCCAUGGCUUUCUUUAUCUAUUCUCUCCAAAGCCACAAAAUGCUUUUCGUUGGGCACUGCAACAUUUCUUAUUGGUGGUGAAAGCCUUAGAAGACUAGAAACAGGGAUACUGUAACAUUGGUGAUUAUAUUGUUAAUCACAUCUUAUUCAUAUAUCGAUGUGACCAUUAUACUGUAAGAUGUGAUUAUAUGGUAUCAACAAACACAUCGACGUAUCACAUUUAGUGAUUAUAUUGUUAAUCACAUCUUAUUCA
Messenger RNA from Prunus dulcis (almond), 2995 nucleotides. Its product is annotated as mechanosensitive ion channel protein 1, mitochondrial. The record is from RefSeq and is a predicted model, not a curated record. The coding region runs from base 294 to 1901 and encodes 535 amino acids. Gene Ontology annotation, biological process: transmembrane transport. Lineage: Eukaryota; Viridiplantae; Streptophyta; Magnoliopsida; Rosales; Rosaceae. The transcript has 7 exons. Gene Ontology annotation, cellular component: membrane.